Messenger RNA from Sebastes umbrosus (honeycomb rockfish), 1535 nucleotides. It is a transcript of the gene sox17, whose product is annotated as SRY-box transcription factor 17. Bases 1 to 1197 code for a protein of 398 amino acids. The transcript is spliced from 2 exons. NCBI's taxonomy places the organism in Eukaryota, Metazoa, Chordata, Actinopteri, Perciformes, Sebastidae. Gene Ontology annotation, biological process: vasculogenesis; angiogenesis; anatomical structure morphogenesis. Gene Ontology annotation, molecular function: RNA polymerase II cis-regulatory region sequence-specific DNA binding; DNA-binding transcription activator activity, RNA polymerase II-specific. The record is from RefSeq and is a predicted model, not a curated record.
AUGAGUAGUCCCGAUGCGGGUUACAGCAGCGACGAUCAGACGAGCCAGGCUGCAAGGUGCACGAUGUCAGUCAUGAUGCCUGGAGGAGGAAUGGGACGCUGCCAGUGGGGAGAUCCUCUCAGUCCUCUCGGAGACAGCAAAGUGAAGACCGAGCAAUGCGCCUCCGGAUCCGGAUCCGGCUCUGGCAACCAGAACCGCAACAACAAGACCGAGCCGCGGAUCCGACGGCCCAUGAACGCGUUCAUGGUCUGGGCGAAGGAUGAGCGCAAGAGGCUGGCGCAGCAAAACCCGGACCUGCACAACGCGGAGCUCAGCAAGAUGUUGGGGAAAUCGUGGAAAGCCCUUCCUGUUACAGAGAAGCAGCCCUUUGUGGAGGAGGCCGAGCGGCUGCGGGUUCAGCACAUGCAGGAUCACCCCAACUACAAGUACCGGCCCCGGCGGCGGAAGCAGGUGAAGAGGAUUAAGAGGCUGGACUCUGGCUUUCUGGUCCACGGCGUGUCCGACCACCAGGGCCAGUCCAUGCCCGUGGACGGUAUGGGCUACCACGAGCACGGCUACCAGCUCCCUCCGCAGCCGCUCAGCCACUACCGAGACGCUCAGGCUCUCGGGGGCCCCUCUUAUGAAACUUACAGCCUCCCCACGCCUGACACGUCUCCUCUGGACGCCGUGGAGUCAGACCUCAUGUUCUUCCCUCCACACUCACAAGAGGACUGCCACAUGAUGCCUGCGUACGCGUAUCACUCUCAGGCCGCAGAGUACCAGCCCCAGGACGCCCACUCCAACCACCACAGCAACCACGUCCUGCACCGACACCCGGCCUCGGCUCCAGAGCAGCAACCUCAGCCCCCUUCCUACAUGGGAUGCCCCAACCCCCUGGCCAUGUAUUACACCCAGCACUGUAGUCCCAGCCACCCCAAACGGCACCCCGGCGGGGCAGGACAGCUCUCCCCACCUCCUGACUCCCACCCUCACUCAGCAGACAGCGUGGAGCAGAUGCACCACUCCGAGCUGCUGUCUGAGGUGGACCGCAGCGAGUUCGAGCAGUAUUUGAGCUCCUCCUCAGCACGUGUGGACAUGACAGGCUUGCCGUACGGCGGGCCACACGAGGCCGGCAUGCAAGGACCCGAAAGCCUCAUAUCAUCGGUGCUGUCAGACGCCAGCACAGCUGUGUAUUACUGUAGCUACAACAACUCCUAACCUCCCGGCCGGCCUGUCACCCUGCUGCAAGGACACAUGAUCUGACCUCAAAUCUCUGUAGCUAAAUUUGAACAAUUUUUAUUUUUUUAAUUUUACUUUUCACUACUAAGCCCAUGAGAUUUUGAAAUGGAGAAGACUGUUGUACUGUAUCUGUGUAAGAAAAAAGCCAUAGAAUAUUUCAAACACUGGGUUUAACUUCCUCUCUUUGCAGGGACAUGAAUGCAUUUUGUGAUAAUAAAUAUUGUACAGUCACUAUUUUAAAAUGUAUGUAUAUACUGAAGGUGUUUUUUAUACUUUUUUUUUGCACUUUUGAGAAAUAAAUUUUGCAAAUAUACACA